Messenger RNA from Echinococcus granulosus, 306 nucleotides. RefSeq lists its product as hypothetical. The record is from RefSeq and is a predicted model, not a curated record. The transcript has 4 exons. NCBI's taxonomy places the organism in Eukaryota, Metazoa, Platyhelminthes, Cestoda, Cyclophyllidea, Taeniidae. The coding region runs from base 1 to 306 and encodes 101 amino acids.
AUGGAAACAAACGUCUCGCGAUGGAUAACACAGCCACAGGAGCUAGUAACUGCGGCCAUAUCAAAAAUAAACCAUGAUGCACCGAUCACCAGAAAGCAGUUGCGACCACUUGUCCGCUGUCCCGAGGUAGCAAAAGUUCACGCCAGACGGAAGGUCCUAAGCUGUGACCACCUCGAUGCAGCAGGCGGUGUUUCCGCCGCUGCAUUUACCCUAUCUGCAACAGUAUUGUCUGUCCCCAACAGUUUCUACUCCUCCCCAUUCCCUUCCCCCUCCACCUCUUUAUCCUCGCACAUUGGAAAGACUUAA